Molecule: messenger RNA, 1586 nt
Organism: Cutaneotrichosporon oleaginosum
Lineage: Eukaryota; Fungi; Basidiomycota; Tremellomycetes; Trichosporonales; Trichosporonaceae
Biological process (GO): intracellular signal transduction; protein phosphorylation
Cellular component (GO): nucleus; cytoplasm
Molecular function (GO): ATP binding; MAP kinase activity
Source: RefSeq, a predicted model, not a curated record
UGAUGAUCGGGGCAGUCAGGGGGAGAGACGGAGAGUGGAGCGUUGACCGCUCUCGCUCAUUCCCGUCCAUGGCGUGGGCGUGUGCUGUUGCUCGGCUCCUCGACUCUGGUCCCCACUCGUCCUCCCCAUUUAGCUCAUCCUAGUCAUCUCUUUCUCUCCCUCCCAUCCUCAUCCUCUCGGCUCCCUCUUCCUCUCUCUCUCUCUCUUUGUCUACAAGAUGGACCCCACUCCUCGACAGAUAUUCCAGACAACUAACAACGUCUACGUCCUUCAGCAGCCCUGGCAGUUUGUCAAGGAGCUCGGACAGGGCGCCUACGGAUGUGUCUCCUCGGCGCGUCAUGCCCAGACCGGAGAGACCUGCGCCGUCAAGAAGGUCACCAACGUCUUCACAAAGAAGAUCCUUACCAAGCGCUGUCUCCGUGAGCUUCGACUUCUUCACCACUUCCGCGGCCACAAGAACAUCACCUGCCUCUAUGACAUGGACAUUGUCUUCGACCCGCCUGGAUCGGGCAUGUUCAACGAGGUGUACCUGUACGAGGAGCUCAUGGAGGCCGACCUGCACGCCAUUAUUCGCUCCGGCCAGCCGCUGUCUGACGCCCACUUCCAGAGCUUCAUCUACCAAACACUCUGUGGACUCAAGUACAUCCACACAGCUCACGUCUUGCACCGCGACCUCAAACCAGGAAACCUCCUCGUCAACGCCGACUGCGAGCUCAAGAUCUGUGACUUUGGCCUUGCCCGGGGCUUCCAGCGCGGCGUCGUGCAGACUGAGCAGGGACAAGCCGGGUUUAUGACCGAGUACGUCGCGACCCGCUGGUACCGCGCACCCGAAAUCAUGUUGAGCUUCGCCAACUACACCGAGAGCAUCGACAUGUGGUCCGUCGGCUGUAUCCUCGCCGAGCUGCUUGGCGGCAAGCCCAUUUUCAAGGGUGACGACUAUGUUGACCAGCUCAACCGUAUCCUCAACCUUCUCGGCACCCCGACUGAGGACACGCUCCGUCGCGUUGGCUCGCCCCGAGCCCAGGACUACAUUCGUUCGCUGCCCAUCAAGCCCCGCGUCAAGUUCAAGACGCUGUACCCGAAUGCGAGUCCCUCUGCGCUUGACCUCUUGGAAAAGCUCCUCGCGUUUGACCCUGCGAAGCGUAUCGGCUGCGCCGAGGCGCUCGAGCACCCCUACCUCGCCGUCUGGCAUGACCCCGUCGAUGAGCCCUCGUGCGAAGUUCCAUUCGACUUCUCCUUCGAGCGGGAAGACACGACAACCGGGAUGCGCGACCUGAUCGUCGACGAGGUGCGCUCGUUCCGCGCCCUGGUGCGCCAGCAUGCCAUGCCACAGCCCCAGACGUCGCAACACGAGCUGCCACCCGCGCCUCCCCCUCCACAGAGCACCGGUGCUGGCGUUGGCCCCGCGUUCUCUGAAACGGCCAACCCAACGCAGGACAAGGAUGAGCACCCUAAUUCGGCGCUUGAGCGUGAGCUGGCGGGCGGACACCACGUCUCGUAAUUAUGAAAGAAAAUGUGAUUAGUUGUGAUAGACUGCAAAUGAUAUAGACUCGUUGAUGCAGAUUGUAUGACUGUGCAGGUUGUGC